Messenger RNA from Pecten maximus, 5002 nucleotides. RefSeq lists its product as uncharacterized. The record is from RefSeq and is a predicted model, not a curated record. The transcript has 19 exons. NCBI's taxonomy places the organism in Eukaryota, Metazoa, Mollusca, Bivalvia, Pectinida, Pectinidae. The coding region runs from base 26 to 4009 and encodes 1327 amino acids.
UUCAGACCAUAGAAUUUCGGUAGCCAUGGUUGAGUAUGAAAACAUCAGUAUGUCCUGGCUUGCUGGUGACCUUGUCAUAGGAAGUUCCACGCCAGUAUGUACGACCGGAAGUGUCCUGCCGAAUUCUGACGUCAGUGGUAUCUUCGCUAAGGUAGAAACAAUAGAACGAUUUCAACGACAGGUGGAGCUACAUGUUACACGAGCAGAGGCUUUGGAGCUGAUUGAGGAGGCAGAAAUACAUGUAUCUGUCAACACUGAUGUCCGCCCAGCUAUUAGGACACGAGAAAAACGGCACAUGUCAAAUGUCCUGAAGACUGUACUGAGCGACAUUGACUGGAACAACACCAUGGAUACGAUGAUUCCCUUCAACAAGGACAACAACACAAUACAUUUGACUAAACUAUCCAGCAACCCGCAGCCUAUCCUAAACGUUAGUGGAGGUGAUGAGGAUCUGAGUUUGACUGACGAGACUGACUUCCUGUUCACUUGUUCUAACUGUGGUGGAAAAACGAAACUGAAAUAUAGAUUGCGAGUAAAAAUCGACAAAGUCAAUAAUAACCCAGUUAUAAAGGUGUUCACAACAGAGGUUGAAGGGGAGUUCAGUGGCCAAUACAACUUCCAUGCGUCAGGCAAAACCAACAUGACUUUGAGCUACGACGGGCCUCUAUGGGAUACAGAGCCCACCAUCUACCUUAAGGUGCCCAUAGCAACAUUUUCCCGACUUCCGGCUGUAGAGGUUAUCGUUAAAGCCAAUACUGAGGCUUUCCUUGCUGUAAACAUGACAACGUUAAAGCCGUUCCAAAUCGCCCAUAAUUUAACAACCGAGGGGACGUUUUUAUACACUGAUGAAGUAAAAGAUGGCGAGUCCACAGGCGCCAUGUCGUUUCCUGAUUGGACAACACUGGGUACAACUUCAGUAUUGGAAACUAACGAGAUGUUCAGCUUCCACGCGAUAAUCACACACAAGAUUCACCUGAAACCAUAUAUCGGAUGGUCUCUAAGAGAUAUUACGAUGGAUUUUGGCGCUCCAUAUGAAAUACAACUGAGUCAACACUUAGAGACUGACUCGAAUGUGGAAGAUACAACCUACUGUACGAGCAGUGUGUCCGAGAUAACUGGCUCAUGGAAACACACAGCAAACAGACUUGACGUGGUAGCGUUCGACAUCAACAUUUGGAAUGUUCUUUUGGAAAACGAACAGAAAGCUAACACGUCGAUAUGUAAAGCAGAGAUAGCAAGGACAUGUAGAGCCAACUGCAAGGAUCCUGUUAUUAAUAAAUUUAGUGGAUUGACUAUGGAAAGUGUAUGUGGUGACCCUGAGGUGCCGAUUUACAGGCACAGCAGUAACUUUGACAGUCUUAAAGAGCUAUUUGGAAACCUUAUAACCUUUCCGGACUCAGACUCACAUGCUGACUGGUGUGGACAGCCAGGGGUAUCGUGUACUCGUUGUGAUGAAAAAGGAAGCUCGAUUUGUGCAAAUCGGCUUCUAUCGGCGCAAAUGGCAGCCACCACCACUCGAUUGGCUAAAUUCGUCAAGUCAGAAUGGCCAGAUCGUAGCUUAAUCUUAAAAGAAGGAUGGAGCGAACCGACAUCUCGGUAUCCGAACGGCAAAUAUGGUGACAGUUCAUUGUAUUAUGAAGGUCGUGCAGCAAAAGUAGGCGUUAGUACACAAACUAAUUCGUCUGAUCAAAGCUUCAUGAUCGACGAAAGGUCAGAUGUCGUUUACCGUUUACUUGAACUAACUUCAUGUGCCGGGUUUACUUUCUACGAGAUGACGUCAGACACAGAUAAGAGCAUUAUCAGUACUUGUUUAAAGAAACCUGCGGCACGGAAGAGGAGAAAAAGGAGAGAGGCAUCACGAGAGGAGCUGGACGACGCCGAAAAGCAACAGUUUCUCGAUAAAUUAACCAAUCUAGUGUUAAAAUCUACGCCGACACCUCCUUCACAUUUUAAUACAAAUUCUGCCUAUCCUAAGGAUGUCACUGCCAUUGAUAUCCUUAGUCCUGUUGACGAGCCCUUCUCGGUGGAUAAUAACGCACAAAUGAAAAGGAUGAUGCAAUAUCCUCCUCUUGACGUUACCUUUGAACCGGAGGGUCCGGCAGACUCGUCAUGUGGUACAACCACGAGACGAUGUAAGGAUUGUGCGACGUACGACGAAGUCGAAGACCCGUGGGACUGGUGCCUUACACGGACUAUGACCCCUAGGAUGGCCCUUCGACUUCGACGCCUUUCCAUUCUCAGUAAAAUUCAGCUGGCUGUUAUAGUACCACAUGAACGAGAUGAUGCCGAUGUUGUUAUAUACAGGAACGUCGGCAGAGCUUUGCGAUUGAAAUCGACAAUUCCAACUGUCUCACAAACAUAUCUCGCUAACUUAGCGAUUUCAGCGGGAUUUGACUAUAUCUGUCUGUCUGGGACCUCUGGUGUUGACGUAUUUGUACGGGAUCAGGCUGGGUAUAUGGCCACUCUAGAAGUCUAUCCUCGUGUCAGUAUGUUACAUGUCAAUCCAGCUACACCUGAACUAAACGAUUAUACACCCAUAUAUGUAAAGGCUGUAUCUGCUGAGACCAUUCCAGGCAUAAUUGAUGGGAUCAACGAAAAGCUACACUUGUCUGACAAUUACAUGGUCUCAGAUUUCAAACCUCUCGGAAAACGUUACUUCCGGAUGGACGUACGGUUAUUAGAAUGCAUUGAAGAGGUCACUAGUGAUUUAAAUGGCAAACUUCACAUUUUAGCGAGCUAUAAAACGUACUCUAUGAAUGACGAAAACAUUGAGGAACGACACGAAGAGGAGAAGAUAUUUUACACUCGAGGCCAAGCCUUACAAAUAUCGGGAUAUGAAGUCAAUGACGUUACAUACUUUGACCUUGCGGCUAUUGCGUCUUCGCUCAUCAAGAGGUGCGUCCCUGCUCUCAGUCUUAAGCAGAUGGCACUCGGUAUUGGCUGUCACGCUAAAUUUGUGUAUGUCGAUGUGAGGGAGAAGAAAGCCGACGUGUCCGUCAAUUUCUGGAAUGUGGAUAAUGAGCAACUUUACAAAGUCGUCAAAGAUUUGGUAGAAAUUCAUGAAAAGGGAGGAGUCCUUGUGCAAAGCAAAAAUACCGGCACCAAGUGCGCCGAACAUCCUUUGGGGAAGGACGCAUUCUACAUCAAAUAUGGCGACAGUGACUGUAAUCCGGCGGGUUAUUAUGCCAACUUCUGUGCUGACACUAAAUCACUUAGAAAAGACCUGUCCUCGAGCCUUGCGUCACAUCUCUGGUCUGGUGCUCAGGGACUUUCAAAACCGGAGCUAAACAGACAAACAAACGAUUGUUUAGUCAAUAACUGUGGAGGGUGUAUCGGCAAAGGGGAUGUCUGGAACAGGAAGCUACGGGCGUGCCAUGGACUUCUGAAAAUGAUCGUUGAUGCCACCGCCUCCCCUUUUCCAAACAUGAAGGACAAUGCGGCAUUCUUUAACACCGAAAACCACGACUCAAAGAUCCAUUCCCUGGCCUGCCACGACCACAGUGUCUGUGUUGAAAAUCUUCCGCUCUUCUCUAACUUCAUUACGACGGUGAACGAGAAAUACCGUCCGUUUGAUGAUAAAAAUAUAGAAGAGAUGCUGUUUGGUCCGGGUGAUAACCCUUCACCGGUACUCGAUAUGUUAGAACAGGAGAUGGCGUAUCGGGUCAAAGGUCAUAUCCGGGUUUAUAUAGAAACCAUAGAUGAUUUGUCUGCUUUGGAACAGGUUUUGAAGAUUCUAAUGGUGUACAACAAGAAUGUUACAGACGUCUCCAUUGAGAUUACAGAUGAGACUUUGCGAGAUUUCACAAGUAGUAGAGUCCAAAAGAAACUUGACAAAUGGAGUAGUUCUGUGUGCCCGUAUCUCAGUCGACAAGUCAUCGCUCCUUACACCAUCUCUCUAAUACCGGAAGUUCGAACGCGCCGCAGUAUAGAACUCAGUAAGAACCGGAACAAAAGGAAAGCACAGAUGAGGAACUGGGAACUGGAAUGGGCAUCUAAUAUAAGUCUGUAACAGAACUUUAAACCGAUGUUAAUAAACUUUCGUAAAGUUAAAUAAAGUUAUAUUUCAUCGUCGGAAUGACGAGGUACUAUUGAAAUGAAAAUGUAGAUAAGCAUAAUUUUGAAAUAUAAAGGUAUAUACACAACGAAAUCACCGCUUCUAAACAUUUUUCAACGAAAAAAAAAAUCGAUAAUUCAAAUCUCUAUGUUCCAGUAGUAUAUUUUAAACCUGCAAUAAAUUAUAGAUAACAAUGGAAUAAAGUUAAAACAUAAUCUUAACAUGAGACGAUAUAUAUUCCCAGAAUGAAUGUAAUUUCAUAUACUGGUGUAUUACAGAUGGAAUAAUUAUCGGGGCUGAGUCACCUCGCAUAUGUCAUUAAAGCCAUACUUCAAAUCAUCAUACUUGGAUUUUCUAUAUUUCGAUAGACUUACAUGUCUUUAGAAGCUUUGUAUGUGCUACAUUUAGAAACAAGUUAUAUCAGUGUAUAUUAAAUAACCUCUCUUGGCCUAAUAUAAGCUACAGGGGUAUAUGUGUGGAGGGAAACCAAAGUGCCUGGCGUAAAACAUCUACGUAGACGGGAUGCUGACCCAAUACUUGUUUUUCUAAAAUCCAAUCAGGGACUCAAACUCCAGUCAUCCUGGUAAAAUUCUAGAGGGCUAUCUGUCUAUUGAAAACUACUGCUGAUUUUAUGUUUUAUUACUAUUAAUAUUAAUGAGUGAUUUUAAUGUUUUCGGCACUACUCUAGAGUACAGGUAAUCAUGCUAAACAUUGUUCUUACAUACUCACUAGGCAUAUUUAUAUCACGACAAGGGGGAUAACUCAAACAGUCUUGUUCGCCAGAUUAAUUUUCGAACAACAUACGUUACUGCACAUCAUCCUUGAAAUUACAAGGGAAUUACAUAUAUUAAAUUAGACGAAUACAUAUGUAAUGUUACCUGGGAUCAACGGAUAGCCAUACUACAUGUAUAAAUAAACCAGACAUUGUGAAUAAAUAAAAAGUUAACC